Molecule: messenger RNA, 1269 nt
Organism: Colletotrichum godetiae
Lineage: Eukaryota; Fungi; Ascomycota; Sordariomycetes; Glomerellales; Glomerellaceae
Exons: 4
Coding region: 1-1269 (422 amino acids)
Source: RefSeq, a predicted model, not a curated record
AUGGCCGUAGUGCCUCCGCCAGGAUGUGAGCACUGUUCGAGAAGCCAGAUCAAAGAGCUGGGCUCUGUGGCUAGGGCUGUCAACCAGACGUACUUGACAAAGUCAGAGUUGGAUACAACGCUGUUGGUCCUCAAUAUCCGUGCCGACGAUACCGCCCAGGCCGAGAAUAUUCAAACAGUCCUAUGGACACUAGUCGUUCUCUCAGCAGUGUUUCUUGGGUUGAGGAUAUACUGCAAAAUAUCCUACACGUACACAAAGAUCCGGAUCGAGGACAUUCUCCUGGUUGCCUCCUGGCUGGUCCUAGCAUCAGAUGCCGCACUUAAUGAGUUCAUCAUCAAAUCCCGAUUCGGUCGGCCCGACUUCCCCAUUACGGUUGAUAACAUCACGGUAUUAGCCAUUGUUGGCCUUUCUUCCAUUACCUGCUCCUUUGUCGGCCAAGUCUGGAGCAAGACUGCCUUCGCCAUAUCAUUGUUACGGAUGUGCGAUGGAUGGAAGAAAGCUUUUGUGUGGUUUUCAAUCAUUUCUAUGAACGUACUCUUUGCGUUCUCCUCCUUGUCAUUUUGGAUUGGGUGUGUCCCAUUGGAAAAGAGAUGGAAGCCUUUCGCCGAUGGAACUUGCUACGAUCUCAAGUGGGUUGUUUCGUUCGGGAUUUUCGUCAGUGGUAAGACAGCGUCCAACCUACUCACCCCAGGCUUCCUGAGCUAUGCUAAGCUCUUACUAGUCUACUCCGGCCUUCUCGAUAUCGCCUUGUCUAUCAUCCCAUGGCUCAUUCUUAUGCGGCCCAGGCCGGCCGAGGAGUCAUCGGGUCUUACUCUGAGCAAGAAGGAGAAGAUCGGUGUGUCUGUGGCGUUGAGUAUGGGAGUGUUGGCCGGAAUGGCAGCGUUUGUUAAAGCAUCGUACAUGCGUUCAGUAAAUGAUACCACUGGUGAUUUUUCUCACGGAGGAGCAGAGUUGGCCGUCUGGGCUGGGGCUGAGACAGCCAUUACGAUCAUGGCGUCGACUAUUCCCGUACUGCGGGUUUUGCUGCGUGAUACAGCAAUCAAGACCAAGUAUCUUCCCGAGGCUAUUAAAAUGAGGGUUCGAAGCACGGUUAGAAGAUCGGAGAGAGCGUCCGGAAGACCUGUGGCGCAGCCUGAGGAAGACAAGAUUCCUAUUGUCUCAUCAGGUGCUUCAAUGUCAACUGCCGGAGCCUCGUCCACUUCAUCGGGCUCAACUGUGGACUCUCAGAAGACACUGAUAUCCAAGAAUCCGGAUAUCCGGAAGAAAUGA